Penaeus vannamei (Pacific white shrimp) is the source of this 2373-nucleotide messenger RNA. RefSeq names its product leucine-rich repeat-containing protein 58. Lineage: Eukaryota; Metazoa; Arthropoda; Malacostraca; Decapoda; Penaeidae. Gene Ontology annotation, biological process: signal transduction. Gene Ontology annotation, molecular function: protein binding. The record is from RefSeq and is a predicted model, not a curated record.
AUGUUACUAAGCAGUCGCGACGCGAGAGAGCACAGUCAAGGUGGACUAUGCUCGAGAAAUACCACAAUGCUCGCGUCCUCCAUGGUUAUCGCGCAUGGAAUAAGUUCUAGUGUGUAAUGUGACGAUUUAUUUUUAAGUAUUUCGGUUGAAGAAGGUGUCAAAUAACCGGCAAAAUGUAUUACUCUUCGGAGAGUUCGGAUAGUGAGAACACGGCCGAGUCUCAUAGCUUGGACUUCUCCUACCUGAUGCUGGACACAGACUCUCUCGCGAUGCAUUUGAGGAACAGCGUGCGCGAGCAGCAGCUGAACAGAGAAGAACAAGUCAAACAGUACGUUACAGCAUGUGAUAAAUCAACAGAAACUAGUCAGAGGAACUGUGAUAGUGGCACAAGGCCCCGGAAUUCUGAGCUUAGACUAGGUGUGGACGACAUGAUGGCCGAGCUAGUCGUUUCUUCUGCUGAGGCUGACAACCAGGAGGAGGAUAGUGGUUGUGAUACAGUCACUGAGAAGUUGUUCUUGCAGCACAACAUGCUUUUAACAUUACCCUUUGAAGUAGUUAAGUUUGCAAAUCUGAAGAUGCUAGAUCUGUCUAACAACAGCUUGACACAUGUGAAUGACUUCGUGUUGCAUCUUCCGGAGUUGCAAACCUUGUACCUCCGCAACAAUAGUUUGACAGACGAUUCACUACCUAAAGAACUGUCAACUCUCUCUAAACUAAGAGAAUUGAAUCUGAGUGGGAAUCAGUUCACUGCAGUGCCAACUCAACUCUAUGAGAUGAGUGCUUUGAAGUACCUGUACCUUGGAAACAACAGGAUUACAGAAGUCUUACCGGACAUCAGAGCCAUGCAAGGAUUGCAAGUGCUUCAUCUUGGGGGGAACUGCCUGGAGUCCGUCCCAGAUGAAUUAGGGGAGCUACAGCAGCUCGGAGCACUUGUCUUGUGUGACAACCGCCUGUGCGAUCUUCCACGAGCAAUUUCAAAUCUCACACGCCUGCGCUCUCUUCUUCUCCACAAAAAUAAUCUGUGUUGUCUUCCAGUUGGGGCCGUCAAGCUAAGAAGUUUAACAGAGUUGAGUCUUCGAGACAACCCCCUUGUCACACGGUUUGUCAAUUCUUGUGCACGGGAACUCAUGUACAACUCACCCACACUUCUGGAGCUGGCAGCCCGGGUUAUAAAACUGAAGAAGAUUCAAUAUACAAAUGAGGAUCUCCCACAAACCCUUAUCACAUAUUUGAGUUCUGGACAGAGAUGUGUUAAUCCCAAAUGCAAAGGCAUGUACUUCACAUCCUGUGUGGAACAUAUAAAAUUUGUUGACUUCUGUGGAAUGUACAGAGUGCCUUUAAUGCACUACCUGUGUUCUUCACGGUGCUCCUCAAAGACGCCAGCUUACUACCGGGCUUCAUCUUCAGAGUCAGAGAGCGAAGAAGACGAACAACCAGCAGCUAGGAUGAAGAGAGUUUUGCUGGGAUAAAUUUGAUCUGCGAGUGUUUUGCAGCCUGAAACUUGUUAAAGACUGCAUGUGAUGGGAAAAUGGAGAGUUGAUAGGUAGUGUUUUAGACUCGGUGACAUUGAGAUAAAUCAGUAAUCCUUAGUGAUGUGUGGUGUGUUAUGCCCUUGUUACAGAUGAUAAUAGAAGUGAUGGAACACUAAUUGCCAGAUAAUCUCAAGGAGUGGGGGUUUUUGAUGAAGGAAAAGUCCAUUACUGUUUGCCCUAUUUUUAUGGUUCCAAGUCUGUUAGAUUUAGUUUUUUAAUGCCUGUUUUUUUGCAGUAUUUCUUCUCUGAUUAUUAAACAUCUGCCACAGAUUAGAGUAGAACACAAGAGACAUUUGAUAUUCAAAGAACAUAUUUUUAAUUUUUUGUGAUGAUAUGAAAUAUUGAUAUAUGUGAAUAGGAUGUUUUUAAUAUGAAUCUGCUUCCUAAAAGUUUGGCAGCAAGGAAACUUAUAUUAUUUCUUAAUAUGUGGUAUACUGUAGUGGUAUGCAGAUAAAAGAUUAAUACAAUGUUAUGCCACAUUAAAGCAGAAUAGAUUUCUGACAAAAUCUGAGGAAUGAGAUCAAACCAUCAUCAUUUUCCUCACAAUUCUCUCUUCUCUUUCUCUUUGAAUUGGAGGUGGAAGUAAGAAAAUACCACUUUUAUCUUUUUUUUUUUUCUUUUGUUUUCUAAUAUGAGGAAAACAAAACUCAGUAUUUCAAAUAUUAUUAUCAAAAUUUCAGUGAGAACAUGCUUUAUUCAAUUACUGUUUUGCCUAUGCUUAUCUCAUAAAUUAGAAUGACUGUAGUGUGAAAUCACAAAUUUGUGCAUUGAUAGCUUCAUUUCAUAUACAAGUUAUCUAUACCUUGCAACUUUAUUUUGAAAAUUUUUUUUUUUUUUUUUU